UGACAUCUUCCCAUUAUGGAGAACCAUAAGGGAGCUAUGAUGGAAUUGAGUGAGGGGCUGUGUAAGCUUAGAAAGAUGAAUUUCUACGGUGGACCGUUCUAUGACUUUGAGCAAGACAUUGCUGCGGUUCUCAACUUCAUCUACAAUACUCAAAUUGAGUUGGCUGCCUGUGGUGAUGAUCUAUGUAUGACAAUGGAGCAGUCGGAGAGGUCAUAUCUUCUCCUUGGAGGCUAUGCCGCCGGCCAGCAUGUUUAUCAUCUGCAAACAGAUUCAAAUGAAGAUGUGUAUAUAGUGUUUUGCCCUCAAAGACCCGAUGGAUCCGCUCAGACAUCCGGUCCAUCUCCAAGGGGUAAGGCUUCCGGUUCUUAAAGCUGCAGAGGGCCAGCAUUUGGUCUGUUAAUAAAGUCACUGCAGGAACCAAUGUUUUAUAUAGAAAAUAAUCCGUUUCUAUUCCUUCAAAAGAUUAAGGCCUAUAGCUUGAUAUAAAGUGUGUGAUC
Hibiscus syriacus is the source of this 497-nucleotide messenger RNA. RefSeq lists its product as uncharacterized. The record is from RefSeq and is a predicted model, not a curated record. NCBI's taxonomy places the organism in Eukaryota, Viridiplantae, Streptophyta, Magnoliopsida, Malvales, Malvaceae. The transcript has 2 exons. The coding region runs from base 16 to 369 and encodes 117 amino acids.